GCAUUACUCAGUGACUAAGAAAAGGGCAACUUCAGCAGCACAACAUCAGCAGCAAAAUUAAUCGGCAGAAAGAGCCCAUCCAUCUAUCUCUAGCAAGCUUUUGGUCACUAGCCGAAUGAUUGGAAAGCAGAGUAGUCAUUGAGGAGAAUACCAAACAAGCAAACACACACAGCAAACAACAUACCCAACAAUCUUGUUUUUACAAGUCUUAAAACGCCGCAGUUAGUAGGGGAUUGCAUUGAUUCAUCAUUAGUACAAGAGAAAGAUAAGAAAAGAGCCAAUAGGUCGGUCGGGGCCAUACUAGCUAGUACUGACGACACACGACAAUGCAUCUCUUUGGAGGUCGAUCAAAGAAGGAUCAGGUGAAGAAGCGAUUGAAUGCCAUUGUAGCCUUGCCGACCAAUCGAACAUGCUCCGAUUGCCCCGAAGUUGGUCCGUCGUGGGCUUCCAUUCUGCUGGCGGUUCCAACAACCGCAACUGGGAAGAAGUUGCCACGAGUGGGAGUGCUCUGUUGUUAUCGCUGUUAUACCUAUCACAUCGAGCUAGGGAAGGAUGUGUGCAGGACCAAGAACAUCCUCAAGCCAGACGAAUGGACGGAAGAAGAUCUCGAGAUUAUGGAACGAGGCGGAGGGAACGAUUAUGUGAAUGUCAUUUACGAGUCCAAUUUGAGUCCCAUUGUUUACGAUAAACAAGUGCUCCAGGACGAUAUGGAUGCCGAUGCCGCGGCACGACGAGAAUUCGUGCGAAACAAGUACCAACAUUUUCGCUAUUUCAAUGCCGAGCUAUUUGAAUCCCAAAUAACAUCAUGUGGCGAUACCAAUUGGCGGCGGCAUUCACAACAUCAACAAAAGAGCAGUAGUGUCAAACCUACUCAUGCCUUGAGCAAACGCAGUCAAAGCUACGAUGGACCUCCACCGCGAGGGGGGUUUCGGGACGGGUCGUCCAAACACUCGUCUCUGCCCAAGAGACCUGCCAAAAGACGGAGUAUGUCCUUUCAUCAAGUCGGUGACGAGGACGAAGAAGAUGCUAGGCCGGGAUACAACCUUCCCGGCCAUCUUGGGGUCAAAUCAAAGCAUAAAGAGCUCGGAUCUUCGUCGUCUAGUAGAGGGCGAAAGAGUUCCAGCAAGCAGCGAACCACCAGUGCCAGUACGGAGAAAAAGAGACGGAGCCUUUCAUCGCAACGAAAACGGUCAUCGUCGGCGCAAUCGAAUGCAUCCACUGCCUCUACCGUUCCCUCUGACGACGACCUGGGUUCUAGUCAUGGAACGAUGGACAUGUCUUCGAUUAGUGAGACUGGCGGGCCUUCCAUCAUUGACACUUCUCAGUCAAUGGGAUCGUCGUCGUCCUCCUCCUCCUCCAAGAGAAAACCCAAUCGACAACGGGGAUCCACGGAACUGUCGCAGUUGAGUAACAUGCGCGGAUCCAUGAGGGGUGGUACUGGUACUACUAGUGCGUCUGGCAUGGAGGAUGAUUCGCAGCGAAGAAUGGGUACAUCCAGUUCUAGUAGUAGCCGAUGGGGCAGCACGACAACGCGAUCCUCGGCACCGAAUUCGCAGUCCCUCGAUGCAUCACUAAGGAUGGCAGACUCUUCGGUGCAGCACAUGGAUGCCACGGCCCGGAGAACGAAUCGAAGACGACUGUCCAUGGGGAUGAUCGACAGCAGCAGUCGGGACACACGGCCGCCUGCAACGCGCUUGCAUGCCUCGUCCGCUCAUUGCAUCAAUCGAAAACCGCAAAGGACCAACAGCCACGACAAGGGUCGUCCGUCACCGCCAGGUCAGAGAUCAGCUGCGGCUACGGAAGCAAGCAGCAGUAAGACCAGCGCAGCGCCUCGCAAACCUCGCCGCUAUUGCAGUAGCGGUGAAGACUCUGAUGUUGCAUGCCCCAAAAAGCCGGAGACGCUCAAGGCGUUCCCUCCGAGUCUGGCAUUGCCAACGGGCCGAUUUCGUCGUCGCAAGUCAUUGCCCUCGUUGGGUGCAAAGAAGGAUACGGAAGAAGAGGAAGACAGCAUUGUUUGCCAAUACGCUGAAAAAAAAUACACCGGCAUUGACGUUUAUUCCCCUCGAGUUCGUCGUGGCUCGUUAGGGUUGUCCAGUGGCCCCCCCAAGAAAGACAAGGGCAGGACUGCAUACGGGGUCAGAGUGGGCUAUGGAUUCGACAGUUGCAAGAGUAGUGACAGUGAACACGAGAAAAAGUCAAAGCGGUCGACUCGCUCUUCAUCGGAAACUAACAAAGGAGUGGCUCUCGGAAUCGAAGCACCUGCACUUGAAUGCUUUUUGAAGAGCAUCAAGAAGCAGCCAAAGAAUAUCCUGGAUGAGCGAUCGCUGGGUAGUGGUACCAAGAGCAGUAAUGAAGAGAUUCUCGGCAUUGGACCUGCCGGUAAACCCAAGAGGAGGGGACGCCGAAAGUCCAUGGGUGAUCUCUCCGUCUCAUCGGGGUCUCAGCUAUCGUCUACUAGCCAGGGCCUGCAGCAGGGAAUUCCGGAGGUCCCGCCUCUUGGCGACAGCAGCAACACGAACGGUGAAGAUGCUGAUGGUGCGGAUGAGGGUGCAAAAAGGAGAGGGUCUACUGGCUCAAACUCCGCAACGCUCUCAAACCAUAUCGAUGCUAGCAAACAUCCUCAGUCCCUUCUCUCAGACGGUCAAUCCGUGGGUGGGCUUAGUGGAUUCAGUUUUGGAAGUAGAAGCAGUGGUUUUGAAAGUAGAAGCAGCGAAGAGGAGAUCGACUUCUCAGCCCGACGGCGCCCUGUUGCGGACAGACUGUCGACGUCGACGAAGAAAUCGUUCGAUUGGGCCCGCCACUACACUGUCAGUACUGACGACGAGUCAGAAUCGGAGAAGCAAUCACGACCGCGUAUGUCGGACCAAGGCUACAGGAGCGAAGAUCAGGUUGGGGAAUUGCUUGCAAUUGCGACAAAGGCUAUCAGAGCCGCACCAUCGAAGUCAUCCUUGGCGUGGGCCAGCGAAUUCACCGUUGACACCGACAAAGAACCAACCCCAGAUGUUCCAUCCCGCGCUGAUCUUGGAUACGAUGAUGAAGGGCAGGAGGACAUGGACACCAGAGGAAAGAAAGCUCCGACCAAGGAGGAUUUGGGUUAUGAGAAUUGCGACGACGUCAAUGGUUACGCUAUGCCCCAACAUGCUGCCGGACAGCGUAGUGCAGCUGCAGGAGAGCCUAUGGACUCGUCUUUGAAUCAUUCUGCACUUCGCAGACGAUCGUCGAGUAAUGCUGUUAACGGCGCAGAUCAAUCCAGCAGCAUGGCAUCGUUCAAGACUGCGCAGCAGGGGUCCUCGUUGGGCAGCAUGGGAGGGUCAGGAAUGCUUGGUCAGUCGACCCGGUUGUCGGCUUCCUUCAAAUCGGCUCAUCAAGGCUCUUCAGUCGGCACCUUGCUGUGUGGUCGUGGGUCGCUUCUGCGCCAAGACUCCUCUGGUAGUGUUGCUUCAGAGGCAUCGGAAGCAAGUCUGAAUGCAUCAUUGCUGUACCCUCGAUACGCACAUAUCACAAAAGGCGAGGAUCCGCCACCAAUGAUCCCCAUGGCGGCUGACGAGUCAACAAGCUCUGCCGAAUCUUUCAACCGAUCUUCGAUUAACGAUGGCUUGACCGUGCGAAAGGCGAAACGAGAAUACUGGAGAAGUGCUUUGGGCCCAAUUGCGAGUCAGCACUAGCUAGCUAGGAACUCACAUACAUCAUAGUUCAUAGAUAAUACGACAGUGUAAAAACCGUAUACUGC
Seminavis robusta is the source of this 3730-nucleotide messenger RNA. The record is from the annotation of a GenBank genome assembly. NCBI's taxonomy places the organism in Eukaryota, Bacillariophyta, Bacillariophyceae, Naviculales, Naviculaceae.